AUGUCGAGGGUUAUCCCAAAAUUUAAUUCAGCUGUCUUCGAUUCCCCUACCGAAGAGAUGAAAGGUCACCUUAAACCUUUAUUACUAACUUUGAUGAUAGAAGGGCACGAGGUAAAUAAGGUGUUGGUUGACGGAGGUGCAGUUGUGAAUAUCCUGCCCAGGACAAUGCUGAAGAGGUUUGGGAAGUCCAUGGCUGAUUUGAAGCCUCAUAAUAUAUUGAUCUCAGACUAUGCAGGAAAGUCUUCACAUCCUGAGGGUAUGAUUCUGCUUGAUGUUCAGAUUGGAAGCGUGAAGAGAACUACUAUGUUUAUAGUAACAUUAUCCAAAGCAAAUUUUAACGUCUUGCUAGGUCGAGAAUGGAUCCAUGGGGUAGGAGCUGUCCCUUCCACAGUGCACCAAAAGAUUUUCUUUUGGAACGAUGAUGAAGGGAAGGAAGUCCUUGAGGCUAAUCAAAAAAUAUAUGAGGUAGGUAUGUACUUUGUUGAUCAAUAA
Cajanus cajan (pigeon pea) is the source of this 492-nucleotide messenger RNA. Lineage: Eukaryota; Viridiplantae; Streptophyta; Magnoliopsida; Fabales; Fabaceae. The record is from RefSeq and is a predicted model, not a curated record.